AUGGAGUCCAGCCUUGCCAGCAUCGGAACCUUCAGCGGCCAGGCUCUUCAAGGAGUCAACCAGCUCCACGCGUUCUUCAAAGACGUCUCUCUCGCGCGGCAAAGGACCGCUGAUCUGCUGGAUGAAUUGCAAUUUCUUGCAUUCACGCUCACAGAUAUUCAACGGCUUGUCGCCAGACUCGAGCAGGCAUCAAAUGAUAGCGGAAAUCUACACACUGCCUUGUAUAAGACCGUUUCCAAUAUUUCGACCCUGAAGUCUCGGCUGAAAACAUGUGCGAUGGAAGUCACAGCAUGGGUGCAGGUGACCACGGACUCGGAUCCAAGCUCGGAGAACGGUGUCUGGGCGUUCUUCAAAAAGGUGAAGGUAGCUGUUAACAAGAGUGGCUUUGAGGAGAUGGGGAGAAAGAUAUCGGGUCAUCGACAGCGCCUUGGCCUUAGCCUGUCUGUCCUGGGCAGAUGGAUGGAUCAAGUUGGCUUCACACGCGUCGCUGAAUUAUCAGCCAAGUUCGAUGGGCUAACUGACGCCCACUUGAAGUUGAACGACAGCAUCAACAAACAGAUUGCGGUUUCCGCCGAAGAUCGGCCUCAUGAGGCGGCCAUCUCGGAAGCCAUUGGCAGCCAACUUCGACCCUUGGAGACCUCGAUUGAAGAUCAUUUCGACCGGAUGAGUUCGAAUCAUUCUGAGAGUCAGCAGAGCAUCCACAGUCUCUCUCACAGCAUAUCGAGUCUUGCGUCGCAAAUGUCGCAACUCCUUGAGAUGGCUAACGUCUCUGACGUCAGUCAAAAGCAUUCAGUGAAAGCCCCUGGGAUUACGAAUGCCAAAAUUGCCGAGACUGAAGAUGAAUGGUGUUGCGACUCGAUCUCAGGAAUAGACGGCGGCUUUAUUGAAACUGGGAAUGCCAAAUAUUCGUGCAUAUACUGCUUUUCCGUGUUUCAAUGGGGACCAGAAAACUCUCACGAGAGAGGCAGACACCUUGCGGAAGCUCAUUCAUUCGGAAAGUGCAAUCUUAUGAUCACAUAUCAAAGCUGGGAUGAGUUGAUGCUACAUCUCGACACAUUUCACGCGGCGAAAAGGAUCCAUUGGGCUGAUGAUCUCUUUUGCAGGAAAAGGAAACCUCUACCUCUGCUUCGUGACCAGCAUUUCAGCGAUGAACACCCUUCAGAGGCCGUUGAGAGAUCUUCUGAAGGCAAAAUCAUUCGAGCUUGCUUGAAUAUGGCUCUAGCUGAGUGUGGCCUGCCAGAACCUUCCGACUAUCUAGCGUAUAGCUUGGAACCAUGCGAAAUUUACGGAUCUUACUGGUACCGCACGGCAGGAAACACUCAGAACGACGCACGAUAUAAAAUAGGAUGUCUAUUAGAGGAGCUAUUUGUAUCUGGCAACGACGGGUAUUUCGACAAUACGCACGCACUGGAAUCACUGAUUAUAAGCAAAAUAAAAAAUGAAGUGUGUAAGGAUGCCCCUCAUCAAGAUGGAUUCACGCAGAGAAAGAGAAUCAACGCUUGGUUUUUGCAAAGCCUUACGAAGUCACUUCCAUUGAGGUUGCUCCUCGCGUCCGGGAAAGUGACCGCCGAUUUGACACCAGCCACUUCUCCAAACUGGCUGAUUCCGAUCCUUGCUGUCUGGAACAUCGACGAAGCGGCCACCGGCGCCGAGCAGCUAUGCGAACUUUCCGAUGGUGCGGUCGACAGUCGGGAUGACCUCAAACCUGACCCUGACUUUGAUGUUCAGCUUGCCAGCGAUGACCAAAACAACGCUGAAGAGGUCACUUCGGCUCGCAACCACUUGCUCCUCACUCAGAAGCUUAUAGAUUGGAGCCCGACUCUCUCGGCGAUUCCCGAUUUCCCUUCUCUAAGAUCAGGUACGAUUGGGGAAGAUGACCGCAUUUUUCAUCCUUUAGUUUCGAAAUAUUUAAUCAAAAUGGCGGAUAGCGAUUUCCUUGAGGAGCGGCUGGAUAGGUUUCUACAUUCGAAGAAAGCACUCGAAAGGAAGCGCCAACGGCGUGAGCGAUUUAAUCAAUCCCUUGAGCCGGAAGAAAAAGCUUGGCUGGAGAGGUCCGACGCUGAACAGAACGAAAUAUCAAUGAUGCUACAAGAAGCAAAAGGGAAACUUGAAGAAUUGAGAGAACAAUGUCUAGCUGCUGGGUUAGUAGAUGAGAUCGGUCGGGCGAUAGAUUAUUCAAGCAAAAGAGAACGUUAG
Hyaloscypha bicolor E is the source of this 2196-nucleotide messenger RNA. RefSeq lists its product as uncharacterized. The transcript is spliced from 2 exons. The record is from RefSeq and is a predicted model, not a curated record. Bases 1 to 2196 code for a protein of 731 amino acids. NCBI's taxonomy places the organism in Eukaryota, Fungi, Ascomycota, Leotiomycetes, Helotiales, Hyaloscyphaceae.